AUGGUUGGGCCAGACAGAAUUCAUGACAAGACAUUACCGAUGAGGGAACGGAUGGAGGCACUUGUUCGGUUGAAGCAAAAAGAGAUUACGCAAGCUAUAGAGGCAUUGGAUACCACUACUUUCCGGACCGAUUCGUGGUCAAGAGGAGAUAAUGCAGGAGGAGGAGAAUCGAUGGUUAUCCAAAAUGGUACUACAUUUGAAAAAGGAGGUGUCAACAUCUCGGUUGUGCAUGGUAAGUUACCGCCACUUGCAAUUGAGAAGAUGAGAGCAGAUCAUGCCAAUUUGAAGGGAAGCAGUAAAGACGGAAGCAUUGAUUUCUUUGCUUGUGGGUUAUCAUUGGUUAUUCACCCACGUAAUCCCCAUGCCCCAACGACUCAUUUGAACUAUAGGUAUUUUGAGACUACCGACCCUGAUACCAAGGAGGUUCAAACAUGGUGGUUCGGCGGUGGUGCGGAUUUGACGCCAUCGUAUUUAUACGAGGAAGAUGCCAAACUUUUCCAUAAAAAUCAUAAGGAUGCAUUGGACAAAUACGAUGUGUCAUUGUAUCCAGAAUUCAAAAAGUGGUGCGACGAGUACUUUUUGAUCAAACAUAGAGGAGAAACUCGUGGUGUGGGCGGUAUAUUCUUUGAUGAUUUCGACGCAAAGCCAGCCGACGAAAUCUUGCAAAUCGUUGAAAGUUGUUUUGAUGCUUUUAUUCCAUCCUAUUGUCCAAUUAUUGCAAAGAGGAAAGAUAUGCCAUUUACUCAAGAGCAAAAGGAUUGGCAGCAGAUUAGAAGAGGAAGAUAUGUUGAGUUUAACUUGAUCUUGGACAGAGGUACUCAGUUUGGAUUGCAAACUCCAGGAUCGAGAGUUGAGAGUAUAUUGAUGUCGUUGCCUGCUACAGCUAGCUGGGCAUACGAUCAUCAUCCAGAACCCGGUUCGGAUGAAGACAAGUUAUUGCAAAUAUUAAAGAAUCCAAUUGAAUGGGUUUAG
Molecule: messenger RNA, 972 nt
Organism: Lodderomyces oxycetoniae
Lineage: Eukaryota; Fungi; Ascomycota; Pichiomycetes; Serinales; Debaryomycetaceae
Gene: HEM13
Product: coproporphyrinogen oxidase
Exons: 1
Coding region: 1-972 (323 amino acids)
Cellular component (GO): cytoplasm
Molecular function (GO): coproporphyrinogen oxidase activity
Source: RefSeq, a predicted model, not a curated record